CCCACCAAAGUUCUUUCCGGUGGGUGACUGGUGUUCAGGGAGCUUAUUAUUAAAGGUUGUCGUCUUAAUCUCCAAUAAUAAGGUGUUCCGAUUGGUAGUUGCAAAGGAAAAGAGAGCCAAGUGUAGGAAAUUGCUAAAUUGGUUGCGGACGUGAAAGUUGAAAUCUUGUGCCAAUCUUGAGGUUAAUGUUUUUCAAGAUAAAAGCACUGUGUUGAGCAUCAAAUCAACAAUGACCACAGAAAAAAGUCAAUCGCCUGCCGCUUCUGCUCCUGCUCCAGUCAUAACAUCAUGCCGAAGGAAGAAAUCGGAAGAUGCAACUUUUUUGCAGGAUGUGAAAGAUCACAUUGAUGAGUUCAUAAAUGCUUCCAUGGCUGAACAUAAAACAUGUUUCCAAAAGACAGUCUCAAAGAUGUUUGGAAUGUCCAAGGUUGUUGCACAGAGAAGUGCCGAUAACAAUGGAGUUGAGAGUUCACUAAACCUGCAAACGGUUGUUUCUGAUUAGAAUUAUUAUCAUAAUAGUUGUAACAUGUGUUUGACUUGAUGAUUUUUUGGAAUUUUUGCUCAAUGGAUGUCCUUAUUCUGUACUUAAAGCAAGCGAAUCUGAUGACAUGAUUCUAAUAUAAGUGAAGUAUAUGAACAUCAUAUAAAGUUUUGUAUAAGCAGCAUCCAGUUUGCAUGGACCACUCAAAAGGGAUGACUUGCAGAUGUAUUUUGGCAAAGUUCGUGAAAUUUGCCAAAGGAGAUUCUAUUAUAUGUCUAUUGUUUCUUUAACGCUA
This is a messenger RNA of Erigeron canadensis, 776 nucleotides long. RefSeq lists its product as uncharacterized. Bases 230 to 502 code for a protein of 90 amino acids. NCBI's taxonomy places the organism in Eukaryota, Viridiplantae, Streptophyta, Magnoliopsida, Asterales, Asteraceae. The transcript is spliced from 4 exons. The record is from RefSeq and is a predicted model, not a curated record.